AAUUAAGGUACGAAGAAAUUUCAAAAGUUUUGGAACUAUGCGUCAGCCCUCUCAACAGCGACGCAAUCAAUGCUAUUUCACCGGUAUUGCAUAAGACAGUCUCUUUCACCAUCCGGCGUGAUAUUUAUAAUCCAAAUUUUCUGCCUUUUCGCUAAAGGUUUUGCCUGAUUUGUAUUCAUUCUUAGUGUAAUUGAGCAGCGGAAGAGUAGCUGCCGCUCUUUAAAUUUAUUUCCGAGCGAAGGUUAGUUAUGCUCAUACAUACAGGUAGGUGUAUAGAAAUCGAUUGAUUUUUUUCCAAAACAUUUCCAUAUCUGUACUGUGACGUAUGUACAUGCAUUUUAUUGCACCACCAACAACAACAAACAGCAUUAUACUUAAAACAACAAAAGCAAACAGAAAGAGGGGCACGUACUAUUUAGCUGAGUGCAUUGCGAGUGCAUAUCUACCAGCUUAGCUGCGCUGAGAGCAUGACGAAGUUACUUUUAAAGGAAAAUAAAAAAUUAAAGCAAAGCAAAUAUCGCACAUUGAACGAAACUAUGCAAAAACAGCAAAAAACAGGAACUCUUAUCUGCUCUGCAGCCUACAUACCGCUACCCCCAUGCCCCCUUGGCUGCGCCUACCACACUACACACUACACACAAUGCCAACAACACGCUGACGCCACACCAGCCCCUUAGCCGACGAGCCACGCUACACGAGUGGUGAAUGACUUGUUAGACAAGCCAGCAGCUGUCAAAUACAACAAUGAAAAAGCGCAAAUUCUUUGCAGCUACCGUUUUGGAGGUGUGUGCGCGGCGCGACUGCUGCGAGUAAUCGUAUGCAUACACGAAGGAAUGGGAGAGGGCGUGGACGAUGCUGAGCGCGCUCGUGAGCAAAAUAACAGGCGCACGCGAUUUACACCAACUAACUUAUAUACAUACAGUUAUGUGUGUGUGCCAUGCACCAGAUGCGUUCGCACUCACACCAAUACGCAUUAAAGGCGGCAUAUUAAGGUGUGUGCGUGCGUGCGCUACAAUGCCGUGGCGCGGAUUGGAACCGGCACUACAAUGGUUAGCGGAUACGAGUUUUUAUAUUUCAUGUGAGAGGUGAAUUUUUUAGCAUUUACUUGUAAGCAUUCGCGCGGUACAGAAACAAAGUUCGAUUUACGCGCUUAGCUGGAAAUUAGUGGAAAAGAGCAAAUUUAUAUAACAAGACAUACUCGAACAAACGUACUUGGUAAAACACAUUUAUGUAGAAACAUACAUACAUAUACAUAUAUAUGUACAUAUAUUUAUGUAUAUAAAGCGGAAAUAAAGCAAAAGUGUCAAGCAAAGCAAAGCGCCGCAGGAAGUGCAUUGAAACUGUGUGGCAGAGCAUAUCAGGAUACUAACGGCAAUAUUGAGCAAUAAGUACACCGGAAUUAGUGCAUAACCGUACUGGAUAGUUGUAUUGUAUAUUCAUAUAUAUAUGUAUAGUUAAAUUAACAGUGGCAGCGAAAAAACGAACAAUAAAGCUAGUCAGUGAGAAAUCUGCAGGUGCUGCGUAAUAAUUAGAGAGAAAGUUAUAAACAAAACUGAACAGAUAGGCAAUCAGAAAGUCGAAAAAGUCUAAAACAGCUAUAAAAUUGCAGUAAACUAUACAUUUUGGCGCAGAACUCCAAACACCUGUAUCUGAAAACAGCAGAAACGAACCCGGCAUUGUUGCCAAAAAUAUAUUUUUUGAGAAAUACGCCAAUAUCAAGGACAAAAAGGCAACAAUAAUAGCAACAUGAACUAUGAAUAAAAACUGAGGCAACAACGUCAAUGUCACGGCAUAACGGAGCAUGCGUCAACAUUUGUCAUUGCCGAAGUGUGGGUGUUAUUGAAGCGUCAGGACUCAGUACGGCACGAAGUCGUAAGUAACCUGGUCAUACGUUAAAGUGAAAACGUGGGUGGCCAGCAUUUUUUGAAAAACGAACACCCGAACGGUAAGUAGCACGUAGGGAGCAGUAAACAGCGAGCGUCAGGAGCACAAAGUCCAAAACGACGAAUCUGCAUUUAACUGUUCGACGAGUAGCAGCAAGCAACGACAGAAAAGUGCAGUAUUUUUAUGGUUAAUCAUUACAUAUAACUGUGACAAUAACAUUCGAAGGACAUUGAGUGCGUAGUCAUAAAAACGUGGGAAUUUAAAACAUAUACACACAAUUUAAUAAGAAAUAAGCUGAACUUUUAUGAGAUUUAUGCAAGUGAAAGUGAGCUUAAAACCUUCUAAACUUGUGAAACAAAAUUGUUUGCCACUCGCCCGUUACUAAAUUAAAAAAACUCAUUUCAUCAUUCCACAACUCGAAAUAAUUGUAGUCAGAGUAUUACCAAUAAACCGAAGACAGCUGGCGAUAUCCUCGUACAUUUACAGAAUUGAAAAUCAACAAAAGGAAUAUCAUUUAACCAGGAUUACUACUGCUAUAUUACAACAACAAGCAAUUAAUUCGUUCAACCACGAAAAGAUUACCAUAAAAGUGUUAAAUAAUCAAAUAUGUCGACGACAUCAACGGAAAACGCGCCUGCUAAAGUAGGCGUUAAAGAGGAGAGCGCCCACCUGCUGGAGGCAUCUGACACCGGUGAAAAAUAUGGCUCGAACAAAGCGGACCAAGAGAAUUUACUCGGCAGCAGCAUGGUACACGGAGCAAGUCAGACCAACUCCAAGACACUUCCGCAAUAUGUGGCCGCUUUAUCGGCUGCUGGGGGUGCCUUCGCCGCUGGUACCCUGCUCGGUUGGACCUCACCGGCAGAGGUACAAAUUUACAAUGGCGCUUACGAUUUCCCCAUAAGCAAUGGCGAAUUCUCCUGGGUCGGUUCCGCCAUGACAUUAGGUGCGGCUUGCGUUUGUAUACCCAUCGGUAUACUCAUUAAUUUGAUUGGGCGUAAGCUGGCUAUGUUACUGCUGGUAAUACCGUUCACCAUCGGAUGGGCUAUGCUGAUCUGGGCGCAAAAUGUUGCCAUGAUGUAUGCUGCUCGUUUCCUGUUGGGUAUUGCUGGCGGAGCUUUCUGCGUAGCCGCACCUAUGUACACUGGUGAGAUAGCGCAAAAGGAAAUUCGUGGCACGCUUGGCAGCUUCUUUCAACUUAUGAUAACGGCUGGUAUAUUGUUUGUGUAUGCUAUUGGAGCUGGUCUCAACGUCAUGUGGAUGAGCAUUGUUUGCGGUAUGAUCCCGUUGGUCUUCGGUAUCAUUUUCGUCUUCAUGCCCGAGUCGCCAACAUACUUGAUCAUUAAGAACAAGGAUGAAGACGCUGUCAAAUCCAUUCAAUGGCUACGUGGCAAGGACUAUGAAUACAGGGCAGAAAUCGAAGAAUUACGUGAAACCCAAGAAAAGAUCAAGCAAAAUCAAGUAUCAUGGAUGGAAGGUCUGUCACGUCCCGUCACACGCAAGGCAUUGUUUAUCAGUUUGGGUCUCAUGUUCUUCCAGCAAUUGAGCGGUAUCAACGCUGUCAUCUUCUACUCGGCAAAAAUUUUCGAAGACGCAAACACCGGCAUUGACGCGAAUCUCUCCACCAUUGUCGUUGGCAUCAUGCAAUUCAUUGCUACUUUUGUAUCGACAAUUGUUGUUGACAAACUCGGACGCCGUCUAUUGCUGCUCACCUCUUCCAUCAUUAUGGCGAUAUCCACCAUCUCCAUGGGUGUCUACUUCUACUUGCAGAAACAGGAUGCUGACUCAGUUACCAAUAUCGGCUGGUUGCCCGUCGUUAGCUUGUGCGUCUUCAUUGUGCUUUUCUCAAUCGGUUUUGGCCCGGUGCCAUGGUUGAUGAUGGGCGAAGUGUUUGCUGCUGACAUUAAAGGCGUGGCUGGUUCCAUUGCCGGCACAACCAAUUGGGUUUUGGCCUUUGUUGUAACAAAGACCUUUGUGAAUUUGACCGAUUCCCUUGGCAAAGGCGAGACCUUCUGGCUCUUCUCGGGCAUUACAAUCGUCGGUGUAUUCUUCGUCUACUUUAUUGUGCCCGAAACCAAGGGCAAGAGUUUGAACGAGAUUCAAGCCGAGUUGGAGGGCAAAAGUGCGAGCACAGCGCCAGCCGCAGUCAACGGCGCUGUUUAAAUGAGAGCGGGAGAGAGCGAAAAAAAGAUGUAAAUGGUAAAUAGAAGCUGUGCAUAAAUUAAAGCUGCAAGACAACACAGGAGGCGGAGGAGUUAUCGUUUCUAUUUUCUUAUAAAACGAAAAAUUGUGUCUGCGGGCAGUCGACGCUUGCGCGUUGGACUUUGGAAAUAUACGUUGCAUGUAUUAAUGCUUUUCUAAUUUGAUUUUAUUAUUUUUUUUUUAGAAAAGUAUUGCAUAAUUUUAGCUAAUAACAAUACAUAUACCGCAUGAUACAUGUUCACAUACAUACAUAUAUAUAUAGACUCUAGUACUAAGCGUUAAAUCUAAGCAAAAAUACGAGAAGGCAGGAAAAGCAGCUAUUUAUUAAAAAACAAAAAGAAAUCUGCAAUAUUUCGCUUUUCCUUUGCCUUUACUAAUUCUGCAACAAAGAAAUUAUAAUUUAAUUAUGUGUGUAAGAAUUGUAAUUGUUAUUAUUUUAAUGUGUUAUCUACCGUAAAUUGCAUAUAUUCACAUUUUAUAUAAUUUUUUGUUGUGUUACCAACUCAUAAUGUUUAAAAAUAUUUAUAUACACACAUGCAUACGCAUUUGUGAGUGAAACUUUAGUAUGUUUGUUUUGUUUAAACUCAAAAUAAUUUAUUAUACUCACUUGUGUCUAAGAAAAUGCAAUUCUAUGUAAAAGUUUUUUUGGCAUCUAAUGUAUUGUACAUAAGCCAUUUUUAUUUCAUAAAAAUACAAAUAAACUUUUAAAAUUAAUUUUGUAAAAAAAUAAUAAAAAAUAUAUAUAUUUUUGCUUAUUUAAAAAAAUAGAGACAUUUUUAAAAACAUGAACAAAGUUGUAAUUUCAAACAAAAUUAAUUUUUUUUUAAUAUUUUAUUUGCUAUGAAAUUGAUAUUUAUAAAGAAAAAAAAAUCAAAAAGAUAAAAAAAAAUAUUGUUUAAAAUAUAAUUUAAAAAUAUGUUUUAAAGCAAAAAUUGUAAUUAAUAUAUCUUUAUUAUGCGGAAAAUUUCAUCACGAAAAUUAAACACGAACAGCAGAUAUAAUAAAAAAAAAUCAUAUUAUAUAUGCUUAAAAAGUUUAAAUUUUGAAAUUAAAAAUGAAAUAAACAUAAUUUAACAUAACUUUUUUUCAAUCAAAAUAAUAUUUUUUUUCUGAAAAAAUGUUUAAUAAUUUUUAAAAAAUAAUAAUGAUAAUAAUUAAUAUGUUUUUCUUUUUUUUCAUAAUUUAUAUAAAUUUUCUUUUGUGAAAAAUCAAUUUUGUUAAAAAAAAACUUUUUGUGUCAAUAUAAAAAAUAGUUUUAAAGAAAUGCAGGCAGUAAAGAUGACAUAAAUAAAACUAACAGAGAAGACUGAAGGUCAAAAGAAUAUCCUAAAGAAUAUACAGUUAUAAUCAAAUGCAUGAAAUGUUGAAAAAUCAUGUUGUAAAAGUGUAAGAUGUUUUCAGAGUUAAGUUAAGAGGUUAAAAAGAAAAUGGGUGCUGCAAUAAGCAGGCAGCCUAAGAAAGAAGCGUUUGUUAAUGUGCGUGUGUGUAAAGUAAGCUAGGUUUGUUGGUAAAAAAAUCAUUCAGUUUAUAGUAUCGAGGUUUGAACAAAUAUUAGCAGCAUACCACCAACCAAGCAUAUUAGAGUUUACACAAACAAUACAUUAUAUAAAAGUAAAAAAUAAUAAUAAUUACACAAGACACCACGAACUAACUGUAAAGUAGUAGAAAGCAUAAAAUCGCAUUUAAAAUAAACAAAAAUAAAACCAUUUACACAUUCUAA
Molecule: messenger RNA, 5803 nt
Organism: Bactrocera oleae (olive fruit fly)
Lineage: Eukaryota; Metazoa; Arthropoda; Insecta; Diptera; Tephritidae
Gene: nebu
Product: solute carrier family 2 member nebulosa
Biological process (GO): transmembrane transport; carbohydrate transport
Cellular component (GO): membrane
Molecular function (GO): sugar transmembrane transporter activity
Source: RefSeq, a predicted model, not a curated record